AUGCUGGACCUGGUGCUCCUGGAGCAGUUCCUGACUGUCCUUCCACCAGAGAUGGCGAAAUGGGUGCGCGAGUGUGGAGCGGAAACCAGUUCCCAGGCGGUGGCCCUGGCCGAAGGCUUCUUGCUGAACGUGGAUGUGGAAAAGAUGCAAGAAGAGUUCCAGAAAUCCUCGGAAGCCGCGACUCAGUAUCCCAAGGGGGGGAAAGAUUCAUCCAAACCCUCUCAAGAGCUGCUGUUCGGGGAGAACUUCCAGAAAGGUCAAAGUCAGGACAUCACGCCAGAGAGUAGAAAGCUGUCCGUGGAACUUGUAGACUCACCUCCUCUUUGUGGUGGAGCUGAAGGAUUGGCUGAACCUCUACUUCAGGAUGUUGUGUCUUUUGAGGAAGUGGCUGUGUAUUUCUCCAAGGAGGAGUGGUCUCAGCUGGUCCCUGCCCAAAAAGCUCUCCACGGAGAAGUCAUGCUGGAGAAUUCCAGGAAUCUGGCUUCUCUGGGCUUUAAAGGGCAAGAAAAUAAGAAUUGCAAGGAAGAAUGCCAAAUGAUCCAUUCAAAAGAGGGAAAAGGGAAGUUUCCAGAUCAGAUACAGCCAAAGAGGGAUGAAACAAAGCAAUCACAAAGUGGAAUGAAAAAAGGCUUUCCGAGGGUCAGUUGGCGUCAUAACCAUACAAGCAUUGAUAUGGGAGAAGAACCAUAUAAAUGCAUGGAGUGUGGAAAGAGCUUUAAGAAAUCUGAUCAUCUUAUUUCCCAUAAAAAAACACAUUUAGAAGAGAAACCAUAUAACUCCAGGGAGUGUGGAAAGACCUGUAAUUAUUACUCUCUUAGAAGUCAUGAAAGAAAUCACAAAGAAAAAAGACCUUAUAAAUGCAUGGAGUGUGGAAAGACCUUUACUUGUAGCAGUAGCCUCAAUUCCCAUAAGAGUAUCCACACAGGAGAGAAGCCAUAUCAAUGCCUAGAAUGUGGAAAGACCUUCUCUUAUGAUUACUCUCUUGUAAUCCAUCAUAGGAACCACAAGGAAGAAAGAUCUUAUAAAUGCAUAGAGUGCGGAAAGACCUUUACUUGCAGCAGUAGCCUCAAUUACCAUAAGAAGAUCCACACUGGAGAGAAGCCAUAUCAAUGCAUGGAAUGUGGAAAGACCUUAUCUAAUAAUUACUCUCUGAUAAUCCAUCAUAGGAAUCACAAGGGAGAAAGAUCUUAUAAAUGCAUGGAGUGCGGAAAAACCUUUACUUGUAGCAGUAGUCUCAAUUCCCAUAAGAGGAUCCACACCGGAGAAAAGCCGUAUCAAUGCAUGGAAUGUGGAAAGACCUUCUCUUAUAAUCAUUCUCUUACAAUCCAUUACAGGAAUCACAAAGGGAAAAGACCUUAUAAAUGCAUGGAGUGCGAAAAGACCUUUAGUUGUAGCAGUCAUCUUCAUUACCAUAUGAGGAUCCAUACAGGAGAGAAGCCAUAUCAAUGCAUGGAGUGUGGAAAGACCUUUACUUGUAGCAGUAGUCUCAAUUACCAUAAGAUGAUCCACACUGGAGAGAAGCCAUAUCAAUGCAUGGAGUGUGGAAAGACCUUUACUUGUAGCAGUCGUCUCAAUUACCAUAAGAGGAUCCACACUGGAGAGAAGCCAUAUGAAUGCGUGGAAUGUGGAAAAACCUUUACUUCUACUCAUCAUCUUAAUUCCCAUAAGAUGUUCCACACUGGAGAGAAGCCAUAUCAGUGUGUGGAGUGUGGAAAGACCUUUACUUGUAGCAGUAGUCUUAAUUCCCACAAGAGGAUCCACACAGGAGAGAUGCCGUAUAAAUGUGUGGAAUGUGGAAAGGGCUUUAGGUGGAAUUCUGCUCUUACCUCCCACAAAAGAAUCCACACAGGGGAGAAGCCAUAUCAAUGCAUGGAGUGUGGAAAGAUCUUCUCUUAUAAUCAUUCUCUUAUAAUCCACUAUAGGAAUCACAAAGGAGAAAGACCUUAUAAAUGCAUGGAGUGUGGAAAGACCUUUAAUUGUAGCAGUAGUUUCAAUUCCCACAAGAGAAUCCACACAGAAGAGAAGCCAUAUCAAUGCAUGGAGUGUGGGAAGAGCUUUAAGUGGAAUUCUGCUCUUACCUCCCACAAAAGAAUCCACACAGGGGAGAAGCCAUAUCAAUGCAUGGAGUGUGGGAAGAAGUUUGCCAGGAGUCACACUCUUUCUUGGCAUAGAAGGAUCCAUACACGGGAGGAACCCUAUCAAUAAAAGAAGUGUGAGAAGAGCUUUGAAAAUAAUCGCUCUCUUAGAAGUCAUGAAAGGACUCACAAAAGAGAAAGACCAUAUCAAUGUAUUGAGUGUGGAAAGACCUUUACUUGUAGCAGUAGUCUUAAUUACCACAACAGGGUCCACACAGGAGAGAAACCAUAUCAAUGCACAAAGUGUGGAAAGAAUUUUAGGAGCAGUAAUAAUCUUGCCUCCCACAAGAGCAUUCACACAGGAGAGAAGCCAUAUCAAUGCACGGAGUGUGGAAAGACCUUCUGUUAUUAUAACUCUCUUAUAAGACAUGAAAGGAAUCACACAGGAGAAAGACCUUAUAAAUGCUUGGACUGUGGAAAGACCUUUAUUCGUAGCACUAGUCUUAAUUCCCACAAGAGGGUCCACAUAGGAGAGAAGCCAUAUAAAUGUAUGGAAUGUGGAAAGGACUUUAGGUGGAAUUCUGCUCUUAUCACCCAUAAAAGGAUCCACACAGGAGAAAGACCAUAUGAAUGCACAGAGUGUGGAAAGACCUUUAUUUGUAGCAGUAGUCUUAAUUCGCACAAGAGAAGCCACACUGGAGAGAAGCCACAUCAAUGCAUGGAGUGUGGGAAGAGCUUUGCCAGGAGUUGCACUCUUACUCGUCAUAGAAAGAGCCACACUCAGGAGAAACUAUAUCAAUAAAGGAAGUGUUUGAAGGAAAAA
This is a messenger RNA of Protobothrops mucrosquamatus (brown spotted pit viper), 2898 nucleotides long. Its product is annotated as zinc finger protein 709-like. The transcript has 6 exons. Gene Ontology annotation, biological process: regulation of DNA-templated transcription. NCBI's taxonomy places the organism in Eukaryota, Metazoa, Chordata, Lepidosauria, Squamata, Viperidae. The record is from RefSeq and is a predicted model, not a curated record.